UUGGUGUUACAGAAAAGAGUUUUCCCUUCUCAGCCUCAUGAGACCCCCGUGUUUCCUCAGCUGCGUGACUCGGGCCCGCUGAACACACGAGCAGGAGAAAGCUGGGCUCCUGCAGGGCACAGAGCCAUCCCCGUGCGUUUCCAUCCUGCCCCGUUCCUGUUGCGGGUGCCGGGGGCUGUCGGGUGCUUUAGAUUUACCGUAGCGAGCUGGGUUUCCAGCACGACGCAGCGUCAACGAGUGCUGCAGCUCAGCACCAAGGGCACGGCCUGGCCCCCUUGCGCUGUGCUGGUGUCUGACCUGGGGCCGUGCAGUGAAUUGCUUUGGGCCGCGUGGUACAUGACCACGAUCGGGGGUGAUCUGUCAGCCUGGCGUUAUUUAGCUGGCUCCGAGUACCAGCGAGCUGUGUUUUGACUCCAUUUCUUCUAAUCCCCCUGACGCCAGCGCAGCACGGGCCGGGGAGCUGACCACAGCUCGGAGCCAGCCCGCUCCAGCCCCGCCGGCACCGGGCCUCCCACGCUCAGCCCCCUCGGAGCCCACGUCGUAGCAGGAUGCCAUUUUCUGUGCCCUUCCUCUUCGCUGCGUUUCCUGCAGUAUUCCUGGGCUGUUUGGAAGGACUCGACAUCGGUUUCUAAUCAGCGGUGGCAGCGGAGCAGUUCUGCGUCGCGGGGCGUGAUGACGUUGUUUGGCUCCGGUGGCUGCCAGGUGAGUGAAAGUCGAUCCGGAGCUGCGGAGCGAGUGGAAAUAAUGUGGCCCGAGACAUGUGCAUGUAAUUUGUGCGGAUGAUUCAAACGAGAGCCAUGGCAACUGAGAUAAACAGAGGAAAAGAUACUGGAAAAGCAGCAGCGGCUCCGUUUUAAUAGCGCGGCCUUUCUUCCAGACGGCUCAGAUGUUUACUAUAAGAGCUCCAUCCUCCUGCGUGUCUCUUCCUCCCGGCCGCCCCCAUCGCUUCGCGUGCACUUAGUCAUGAGAUCGGAUGGCUCCUUGGGCAAAGCGCCGCAGGCCAAAUUCCACAGUUUCUGCUCGAGCAAAAAAGCCCUUGACCGUCCUCAAAUACGGGCUGCAGAGCUUCUCUCCCUGUCUUCACCGCUGUGAUGCAAAGGACCCCGAUUAAAAACCCGUCUUCCUCGAGCUCCGUAUGGAUCCAAAUGUGCUUCCUGCAAGCGUCAGAGGGGUUUUUGGCUCGGUGGGAUGUCUGAGAGUGGGACGAGCUUCUGCUCGAGAUAAAGCUAUUGGGCAAGCGUGAAGCCUGUGCUGUGUGAAGGUAAUGUCUGAAAUGGAAAGAACGGAGCGAAGCGCGCCGCCGCCACGCUUCCCACGUGAAGCCGGGGAGGAGUUGGCCGGUGUGCGGCUGUGGAAUAACAGCCCCUUCCUGAGGAGAUCGAGCGCGGCUCCCGUGCCAGGGCUGUCACGUGCUUGGCAGCGGGGCCGUGCUGGUGUGUGGGCUUCUGGGCAGCCGAGACCUCAAGCUGCGAGUGGAAACAACCCAGCGAGAGCCGCGGCCGCCUGGCGCUGUGCGGCGGGGAGAGGGCUGGGAACGAGGACCUGCCUCCGUGGAGCCAUCCCGAUGCCCGUGCGUGCCGACAGGGCUCGUGUAAUCCCAUGCAGGGCUACAGUCGGCGUGCUGGUCCCCAGUCCCACCCCCCCGGGGGACCUGCUGGUGAUUCACCUCGGUGGAUCAUAAUUCCUGACGCUUUUCUGAUCGCUGCCCUCAGUGCGUCCUCGCUUCCCGGGCUGCAGAUCCAGGCUGACUGGGGGGCGCAAGCUUUCAAGCGGUUUAAAAGCUGGCCGGUUUCCUACGCCGGUGCAGUUAGCCUGCCUCAGAGAUGCAUCUUUGUGUCUCCUUUUCAUCAUGAAUUAGCUUCUCAAUUCUGCCAUUCCAAGAUAUUGUGAAUACCAAUAAAAAAAUCCAAAUAAAGUUGAGUACACUUACCCUCUAGUUGCAUUUUUAAACUUGAGGUUCAGUAUAAGACUCCCAGUGUCUGAACAGAGAAUUACUGGGCAUGUGCUGUGUUUUUUUGCUUUUUUAUAUUAAUUUAAAAAAAGGAUUAAAGUUAGUUGUGCAAAUAUCCUUUAAUUCAUCGUUUUCCAGGAGGAGUGGAGCCAGGGCACUGGUUGCUGAGCUCUUGGCUCAGGACUUGCAUGAAGCCCUGCGCCUCUCAGCACAUGCUCCAGGCCUCCAGCCUGCCCCAUAUGCGUGGUUGCAGCGCCUGCCUCUCUGUUACAUGCUGUGAAGAUUGAAGUACAAACAGGUUUGGUUUAGACAUUUAUCUUAUUUAACUUGGCUUGAAGGGAAUAACAAGGCUCCCUAGCAAGCCUUUUUCCUGAAUUUUUUAUUAUCAGUGUUAAUGUAGAUGAUAAAAACAAGGCACUCGUCUUUCUCUGAUUUUUUUUCCCACUUCAUUGUUCAGUUUUACAUUUUUAUAUUACUUCCAGUUCUCCUGUCACAGUGGCAUCUUUCAGAGUGGAUAAAAGCUGAAAGUUACAAGCAGAAAACAAAAAAAAAUCAGCUGCCUUUGGAGCUCAAACAUGAGGCAGCAAACGUAAGUCAGAAGCCCGGUGUUUGUUUUGCUUUUAUCGCCAUUCCUGUAAGGAGAAAAAAAAAAAGUACAUAAAGGGUCCAUCUUCUGACAUUCAGUGACCGGAGGAGCACAGAAAGCUGAGUGAAAGGCUUCAGAAGAGAGAAUUUAUUUAGUCUUCAGACAUGGAAGAUGCCUUCUCUGGUGCCACAGCUCUGCAUUCAUCUUCCAGCUGAUUUGCUGACGGGUAGAGUUGAGAAACUGGGCACCGGUGCGGAGAAGCUGGGACAGACGUUGUGUGCGGGGUGCUCUGAAAGGUGCAGCCUGGGGGCAGAGACGUGCAUCGCUGCGGCCCCACACACAGGGAACAAGCCGAAAAGGUGCCCAGGUGGUGGACCUGCGCUCCUGGGGUUUAGCCAAGAGUGAACCAUUUCCCAAAAGUGAACUAUUUCCUUCUGGAUCUGAGUGGGAACAGGAGCAUCCCUAGCAGUGCACCCUAGGAAUGGACGUGCUGGUGGUUAACGCGUUUACUAGAAGGAAAGGGACUGAAACUUGUUCCCUGUUUCACAGGGGUGAUGCCCGCUCGGUAAGAGCACCUGAUUUACACCGUUCUUCGGUGGCCGGUUUUUGACUGGAAACGUUUGGAGCCUGUUUUGAAGCUGUGCAGAAGGAGCGUGCUUGCGUCAGCCCGAAAAUGCAGGCAGACCACCUGUAACACAACUGCGGCUGCUGCGCUUUCAGCUGAGCCAGACCAAGCGAGGUGCGUCCGAGGCAGCCGCCCCCUGCAGCAAAUCUUGUGAAAACAACAUCCCUUGUGAUUCAGCUCCGCUGGCUGUCUGGCACCGGGCUGACGCAGUGCUGGGGAGGACCCCUCCCACGCGCCCCGCGCCAGGGACGAUUGCCUAACCCCGCUGCGAGCGGGAUGCUCAGCGAUGGGCUCAGCAAGCCUUCCUCCCAUCAGCAAGCCUUCCUCCCAUCAGCAAGCCUUCCUCCCAUCAGCAAGCCUUCCUCCCAACGGGGCCGAGGAAGUCUUCCUCCCAGCAUGCCGGAGAAGGCGAUGCUGCGGCUGACAGCAGAGUUUUCUUGGCCCCUGAGCUGCAGAGAAGCCCUUCAGAGGCCGGUAGUGUCAGAUUUUGAGCCCCAGGGCCUGAGUGAAGCCGCCCGCUGGAACUCCAAGGAGAACCUCCUGUCCUGCCCCAGUGAAAAUGACCCCCACCUCUUUGUUGCACUGUACGAUUUUGUGGCGAGUGGGGACAACACUCUCAGCAUAACUAAAGGUGAAAAGCUCCGCGUCCUGGGCUACAAUCACAAUGGCGAAUGGUGUGAGGCUCAAACGAAGAAUGGACAAGGCUGGGUGCCCAGCAACUACAUCACCCCAGUGAAUAGUUUGGAGAAACACUCCUGGUAUCAUGGACCGGUGUCGCGUAACGCUGCCGAGUACCUUCUGAGCAGCGGCAUCAACGGCAGCUUCCUCGUGCGGGAGAGCGAGAGCAGUCCAGGACAGAGAUCUAUUUCCCUGCGAUACGAAGGAAGGGUGUACCACUACAGAAUAAACACUGCAUCCGACGGAAAGCUGUAUGUCUCUUCAGAGAGCCGCUUCAACACGUUGGCGGAGUUGGUCCAUCAUCAUUCGACGGUAGCAGAUGGGCUCAUCACCACUUUACACUACCCAGCGCCCAAACGCAAUAAGCCCACUAUUUACGGGGUGUCCCCGAACUACGACAAGUGGGAGAUAGAGCGAACUGACAUCACUAUGAAGCACAAGCUUGGUGGCGGGCAGUACGGAGAGGUGUACGAAGGAGUCUGGAAGAAGUACAGCCUUACAGUGGCUGUGAAGACCCUAAAGGAAGAUACCAUGGAGGUGGAAGAGUUCUUGAAAGAAGCCGCAGUAAUGAAGGAGAUCAAGCAUCCGAACUUGGUGCAAUUAUUAGGGGUGUGCACACGGGAACCUCCUUUCUACAUCAUCACGGAGUUCAUGACGUACGGGAACCUGCUGGAUUAUCUGCGUGAGUGUAACCGGCAGGAGGUGAAUGCGGUGGUGCUGCUGUACAUGGCGACUCAGAUCUCCUCAGCCAUGGAGUACCUGGAGAAGAAAAACUUCAUUCACAGGGACCUCGCUGCCAGAAACUGCCUUGUAGGGGAGAACCACUUGGUGAAGGUGGCAGACUUUGGCCUGAGCAGGCUAAUGACAGGCGACACAUACACUGCCCACGCUGGAGCAAAAUUCCCUAUCAAGUGGACUGCACCAGAAAGCCUGGCCUACAACAAGUUCUCCAUUAAAUCUGAUGUCUGGGCUUUUGGUGUUCUGCUGUGGGAAAUCGCGACCUACGGCAUGUCCCCGUACCCUGGGAUUGACCUGUCUCAAGUCUAUGAGCUGUUGGAGAAAGACUACCGCAUGGAGCGCCCUGAAGGCUGUCCUGAGAAAGUCUAUGAGCUCAUGAGAGCGUGCUGGCAGUGGAGCCCCUCCGACAGGCCUUCCUUUGCUGAGAUCCAUCAGGCAUUUGAGACGAUGUUUCAGGAAUCCAGCAUAUCGGACGAGGUGGAAAAGGAAUUGGGAAAGAAGGGCAUGAGGAGCGUAGUGAGCAAUUUCCUCCAGGCCCCAGAGUUACCAACCAAAACACGAACGUCAAGGAGAGCUGCUGAAAGCAAAGAUGCCAACGAGGGUUUGGAGACUGCACAUGCUCGAGGCCAGGGGGAAUGUGACCCUCUGGACCACGAGCCUGCUAUUUCUCCCUUGCUCCCACGGAAGGAGAGGGUGGCUCUGGAGAGCAGCUUGAAUGAAGACGAGAGGCUGCUUCCGAAAGACAAGAAGCCCAACCUCUUCAGUGCCCUGAUCAAGAAGAAGAAGAAGACUGCCCCUACCCCUCCGAAGCGGAGCAGUUCCUUCAGAGAGAUGGACGGCCACUCGGACCGCAAGGCGGGUGGGGAGGAAGAGGGCAGGGAUGCUGGCAACGGGGCUUUCACUGCGCCUCCCGCAGAUGCAGGUGAGCCCUCCAAAUUUCAGAGCCCGAGCAACGGGGCUGGUGUCACCAACGGGGUUGUCGCCGGGAACUCUGGAUUUUUAUCUCCCCACUUACGGAAGAAGUCCAGCACGAUGAGCAUCAGUCGGGGGGUGACCGGCGAGGAGGAGAGCAGUUCCAACUCCAGCAAGCGUUUCUUAAGGUCCUGCUCAGCCUCCUGCGUGCCCCACGGAGCCAAGGACACCGAGUGGAAAUCCGUGACUCUGCCUCGGGAUCUGCAGUCCACAGGACGCCAGUUCGAUUCCUCCACUUUUGGGGGGCACAAAAGCGAAAAGCCAGCACUGCCUCGGAAGCGGGCAAACGAGGCCAAGACUGACAUUGCUGUCAGGGGGACAGUGACCCCUCCUCCACGGCUGCUUAAGAAAAACGAAGAGACCACUGACGAUGUGUUCAAAGACGCAGAGUCGAGUCCUGGCUCCAGCCCUCCGACUCUGACGCCGAAACUCGGCCGUAGGCAGCCUGCUGCCCCUCUUUCCUCCAGCGUGCUGCACAAGGACGAUGGAGUCAAAUCCAGUGCCUUAGGUACCACUGUGGCAACGGACCAAGGCUCUGCUGCCAAACCCAACUCUGCUGGGUUUGCAGGUGCCAACAAGGCUUCUGAGGAGCCCCGGCUGAGGAGGCUCAAGCAGACCUCGGAGUCGGCAGGGAAGGACAAAGGGAAGUUAUCGAAGCUGAAACCAGCCCCUCCGCUUCCGCUCUCUUCGUCCUCCGUUGGCAAGCCUGGAAAAGUGUCUCACAGUCCCAGCCACGAAGCAGCAGCAGAUGCGGUGUCGGGUCCGAAAUCCAAACAGUUGACUCAGGUUGCAGAUGCUGCGAGCAGCGAUGCUGUCAAGCCAAACCAGUCCGGGGAAGGCGUGAAGAAGCUGGGGAUCCCCUCUGUACCAAAGCCACAGUCCUCCACAAAGCUGCUGAUGAGCACGGCAACCCCAGCUGCCUCUUCCUCGUCUGUGCCCUCCGCCCCAGGCGGGGAGCAGCCGUCGUCUACGGCCUUCAUCCCUCUCAUAUCCACCAGGGUCUCUCUGCGGAAGACCCGGCAGCCCCCAGAGAGGAUCGCCAGUGGCACCAUCACGAAAGGGGUGGUGCUGGAAAGCACGGAGGCUCUCCGGCUCGCCAUUAGCAAGAACUCGGAACAAAUGGCGAGCCACAGCACUGUCUUGGAGGCCGGCAAGAACCUCUACACCUUCUGCGUGAGCUACGUGGACUCCAUUCAGCAGAUGAGGAACAAAUUUGCCUUUCGGGAGGCCAUCAAUAAGCUGGAGAACAACCUACGGGAGCUUCAGAUCUGCCCAGCGACGGCUGGCAGCGGUCCUGCAGCCACCCAGGACUUUAGCAAACUUCUCAGUUCGGUGAAAGAAAUCAGCGACAUUGUUCAGAGGUAGCAGAAGCCAGGUGUAAAAAAAAAACAAAAAGAAUAAAUCACAGUGGGCCAAAGUCAACUGUUGAGAGAGUAACAGCAUGUGCGGACUGACAAAGGACUGGGGCGUUCAGGAUAGGGCUGUGCAAAAGCCACAGGCUGUUUGUGGAUGCCCCAGCUCCAAAGAGCAGGGCUGUGCUCAAGAGGCACUUUCCACCCUCUUGGCCCAGAUUCCCUGCGUUUCAUUUACUCGUAAUCAUCUUGUCUGUGGAGUUCCUGCCUUGUGGACUACAAGUCUAAGUGCUGAUGUCACAUCAUGCCUUUUUAUUAAUAUUUUAUUGCUCUGGACAGACUGCUAAGACUGACGCCAGACUGAUGGACACUGAGAUGCCAUCCUCCUCAGGAGGACUUCCUACUGCAUUUUCAUGCCCUCCCUCUGCCCCGCUGUGCAGAAGGACUGGUGUUUGAAUAGCAAUAUAACCAUUGCGUUUCUCGGGAGAGUUGCAGCACGUGUCCCCAAAUCUGACAUUUACCUGGCAUUAAUGCAACACACCUGGAGCUUGGGAGAGGAGGGGGGGAAGUCCUUAAUGUAACUUUUUGAAAUGAUAGAAUGCUACAAGUGAUGUUUACCCAAAUUCUUCCUACGAUUCCACCUGCUGCCCUUUGUAUCUGUGUUUUCAGCAUUUUCUUAACGUUUUUGAGCCCAGGUGAGUUGCUUGGGCUCAAACUGUUGCAGACAGCCCCCACUCACGUAGUGGCACGGGAACUCGUCUGCAGGUCUCCUCGGCGGCGAUAAAAUGGACUGGAGAAGGUCCAAAGAAGGACGUUGCUGUUGCACUCUCAUUAUACCUAACAUUAAUUGGGGUGGAGGGUUGCAGCGCAGGCCUGGGAGCAGUGGGCUGGUGCUGAGCAAGGCAUCGCUCCGUCAGUGACGGGAGGGGAUAGCUUAGGGUGAGUUCAGAGAUACCACUGUGCCUCCAGCAGUUGCUUCAGUUGAGCUUGCGCAUCACGGAUGGGCAAGAACUGCUGUUUCUCUAGGUGAAUUUCCAGCCUUUUUUUUAUGCUGUGAGCGGAGGUGGGACCUGGCUUCUGCGCUCCUGUAGAGACCGGUGCUUUGCGGGGCCGCGGUGCUGCCCUUGCCAGGCCAGCGCUGGGUCCCCUCGAAGAGCUCAGCUGCCAGUGCUUAGGGGUUGAAACCAUCGCUACCUUCGUGCUUCGUUCCACCCAGCGUCGUACAAGGAGCUGUGAAGACUGCAGACACCUCUCUUUGGGUAGGUCUCCCGAGGAAGCUGCCAGCAGGGCUCCUGGGCUUCCUUCCCAAGGUCCUGUGACCUUCCCGACUAACGCAACACGACUGGGAACUAACUGUGACUCGUGACCAUAGUGAAAGAACAAGGUUUAGGGCUAUUAACAGUGCAAUUUAACUCUUAACAGUUCCAAACAAGAGAAAAAAAAAAAAAAGGCAUUUUCUAUGUCCUGUCCCCUGUAACUCUUGUGGCCCCUCUUGUGUAUCUUAAACACUAAUUGCCUUCCAUUGUAUUUUAUUCUGUUCUCUUUGGAACUGUUCGUUUUGUAUAUGAUUUCUAGUAGUUCACUCUUGUGUGUUCACGCCACUCCUCGCCCUCACAACCAGCCAUGACUUAACACGUGACAAAUGUUUAAAAGAAACUACACACUUCUGCCACAGGCUGCCUUUAAAAUGUAAGGAAAAGAAAAAAAAAAAAAAAACAAAAAAACUUGGACUGUCUCUUUCCUGGAGGUACUGUUUUUACUUUGAUAACAUAUUGUGCCACUAUAUUAUACAUUUGUAUCUCGUUAUUACACACUUUUGUAGACUUGUCUUUUUUACAGUGUGUAAAUAGCUCUGUCCUUCAUCUCUGUGACACUUCGGGGGGUCGUUUCCCCUUUAACUCGGUCCGGUACAGAUGGUUUCUGUACGCGACUUCCAGUUCUGCCUCCUCUCUUUUCUCUCUCUCUCAUUUUUUUGAUUUAUUUUUUAUUCCAGUCUCUCUCGCGUAGUAUAUUUAAAAAUAAAUCAAUGUUGAGGAA
Cygnus atratus (black swan) is the source of this 8939-nucleotide messenger RNA. RefSeq names its product ABL proto-oncogene 1, non-receptor tyrosine kinase (gene ABL1). Gene Ontology annotation, biological process: protein phosphorylation; regulation of apoptotic process. Gene Ontology annotation, molecular function: ATP binding; non-membrane spanning protein tyrosine kinase activity; protein binding. Lineage: Eukaryota; Metazoa; Chordata; Aves; Anseriformes; Anatidae. The coding region runs from base 3439 to 6915 and encodes 1158 amino acids. The transcript is spliced from 14 exons. The record is from RefSeq and is a predicted model, not a curated record.